This is a messenger RNA of Xyrauchen texanus (razorback sucker), 4084 nucleotides long. It is a transcript of the gene plagl2, whose product is annotated as pleiomorphic adenoma gene-like 2. The record is from RefSeq and is a predicted model, not a curated record. Lineage: Eukaryota; Metazoa; Chordata; Actinopteri; Cypriniformes; Catostomidae. Gene Ontology annotation, biological process: regulation of transcription by RNA polymerase II. The coding region runs from base 142 to 1917 and encodes 591 amino acids. Gene Ontology annotation, molecular function: DNA-binding transcription factor activity; RNA polymerase II cis-regulatory region sequence-specific DNA binding. The transcript is spliced from 3 exons.
AUUUUCAGAACAUACAAAAGGAUAGCAGACGAUUUAAGAUCAUACCCAUUACCAUACACGCCGUCCGCAAGAUUGAACCAGAGCCUGGAAGGCAGGGCAGCCACGGACAAGUUUCAAUGGCAACGGCACCCUAGGGCUGCCAUGGCAGCAGCUGCCGCCGAUGCCCCUCACCACAUUGACACACUGACGCUGGAGGACGAGGAACGAAGAGCCGCCACCAAAGUGCUUGGAGGUCCUGCUGCAGGGAGGACGGAAAGAGAGAACGAGAGAGAGAGGGAGAGGGAAGGGAGAGGCAGUGGGAACGAGUGUUUGGUGUGCGGUGCCCUCUUCAGUUCGCAGGACAAGCUCCGGCUCCACACGUUCUGUCACGCAGGAGAGAAAUCUUUUUACUGUUCCCAGCCCCACUGCCCAAAGGCUUUUAGCUCCAAAUAUAAGCUCUUUAGGCAUAUGGCCACACACUCUCCACAGAAGACUCACCAGUGCUCAUUUUGUGAGAAGAUGUUUCACCGCAAAGAUCACCUUAAAAAUCACCUGCAGACUCACGACCCCAACAAAGAGGCCUUUAAAUGCGAGGAGUGUGGCAAACACUAUAACACAAAGCUGGGCUACAAGCGCCACAUGGCCAUUCACUCAGCCACAGCUGGUGAUCUGACCUGUAAGGUCUGCUUGCAAAGCUACGAGAGCACGCCUGCACUCCUAGAACAUCUCAAGAGCCACUCAGGCAAGUCUUCUGGUGGUGCCAAGGAAAAGAAACACCCCUGUGACCACUGUGAUCGACGCUUUUACACACGAAAGGAUGUUCGGAGACACAUGGUGGUGCACACGGGCCGCAAAGACUUCCUGUGCCAGUACUGUGCUCAGCGUUUUGGGCGGAAAGACCAUCUGACGCGGCAUGUCAAGAAGAGCCACUCGCAGGAGCUGCUGAAGAUCAAGACAGAACCUCCGGAUAUGUUGGGUUUACUUGGGUCUGGUUCUCCAACUUGUGCUGUAAAAGAAGAAAUAAGCCCUAUGAUGUGUAGCAUGGGACCUACCAAGGACUCAAUGAUGGCAAAGCCUUUCCCUGGUGCCACCCCUUUCCACAUGGGCAUGUACAACCAUCAUCAUCUCCAGGCCAUGUCCAGUCCGAGUGUGGGCCACCAUCACUCGCUAGUUCCUAGCUCUUUGUCCACUGCAAUGGGGAUGGGCUGCCACAUGGAACCUCCUUCAUCACUGCACCACCAUCACCCACAUCAUCAUCACCACCACCCUCAUCAUCACCACCACUCCCCACCUCCACCCCAUCACCAGCAGCAGCCUUCCUUGCCGAACCAGCAACAACAGCAGCACCCGCAACCACCGCCCAAGUAUCAGCUAGGAUCUACCUCAUACCUGCUGGAGAAGCCUCUUAAGGUGGAGAUGGAGAGUUUCCUGAUGGAUUUACAGAGUGGGCUCCCAGUUCCACCACCACAUUCGGUCGACUCCCACUCAGCAGCUUUGCAUAAUAAGGAGGGUUUGGAACCUCCGCCAGGAUUGUCGGAUGACCUUUGUGGGGACCUCCUCAUGUCCAAGAGCCCUGCUUUCAUUGCUGAGUCAUUUUGUGCUGCUAAUGUGGACUUCUCACAUCUGCUGGGCUUUCUUCCACUCAAUCUGCCACCCUACAGCACCCCCAUGAGUUCAGGAGGUUUGGUGAUGGGUUACUCCACCUCCUCCACUGUCUCUUCUAAUUCCUCAUCUUCGUCAGCAUCUUCGCAUGCUACCGAACCACACGCUGCCACUGCCACAGCUGCGGUGCCUCUUACCUCUUUGCAACCUCAACCUCAGGAGCAGCCAGGCUCCGGUGGGGGCCUCGGUCUUGGGCCUCUGCACCCACUCCCACCAGUGUUCAGCUCCAGCCUCAGUACGACCACUCUGCCUCGCUUUCACCAGGCCUUUCAAUGAGGUCCCCACCCCAACCUGGCCCAACACAGGGGCUCAGGGCAGAGGAGCUUUAGAGUUCCCCCUAGGGUUGGGGAGGUAAAACCCUUACACACAUAGAAGCCUUAACAAAAGCGCACAAGAGCUUUUUAAUGAGCCUGGAGAAAAACAAGCAUAGGAAAUGUCAUGAAACUUUUAUUUAGGCUUAGCUAUGAUUUUUUUAAUACUCUUUUGAACCUCUCCCACCUUCCCCUCUCCUACGAUUUAUUUAGUUAGACAGCAGCACCAGUAGGCCUUAAAGCAUCGUACUGCAUACUUUAUAAAGUAAUAAUACUUGUAGAAAAGGAAAAGAUUAAUGUAGAAAAUAUAUUAUGUCUGAAAGACUAGUUUGAAGUGAUCUAAGAAUUAAUUUUUUCGUUUCCAAAUGUGAGACUUGACUUACUAUGUUGUCUCUAUUCUACAAAGUGUAAAGUCAGGUAAUAGUUGUUUGUCCUUAAAGUAAAACCAUCUUCAUGGCCAGGAGUGGAAGAAUUAGUGAAUGAAUGAAGGAGUAAAAUUGGUAUAAAAUUGGCACAGAAGCUUAAAUCUGAGUUAAAAAACAAGUCAUUAUUAUCACAGGUAAUAUUAUUGACUGAAUAUUUUAACAACCUCAAAAGCCAUUUCAAACAUAAUACAUUGUACCUCAUUAGAUGAAAAUAUUAUCUUAAAAAAUAAUUAUUCUUCCAGCUCUUAUAUAUUUUAAUUUGUUUUAGUACAAAUUAAUUAAUAUCGGAAAGAACUAAGCUUAUACGAGAGGCGAAGAUGGCAAAAAACUGCACAGUUUGAUCAUUUGGUACAAUGUGACCACUGACAGAACUAAAGCAAAAAAAUAUAUAUACGUUAAAAUCUUACAGGUUUACAUUUUUUCUCAAAAGAAGCACUUUGUUUACAGCCGAAGGCACUUGACCUCUUUGGGUUGCCAUGGUGGCCCACUGAAAUCCCCUCCCUUUCCCCAUUCUACCUUCACGGUUUCUGAAAAGAGACUCCCAUUAGACACACACACACGCACGCACGCACACACACACACACAGAGACACAAAGUUCAAAUAAUCUGCAAGUACCUUUGAAUACUCCACAGCUAUCUGAGUCUUUCAAGAUGGUUUCCCUCCUUCCAGCACUAAUUUUAAAGGAAUAAUUAAAACAAAAUGAAAAAGUUGUCAUCAUUUGCUUACCCAUAUUUUGUUCCAAACCCAUAUUGGGAGAUGUUAGGCAGAAUGUCCAAGCUUGUGUUUUUCAAGAAAACCAAAAGACCGCCAAAUCUUCUGAAGCCAUAGAUGGGUUUUUAUGAUGAACAUCUCCACCAGUGCUUAAAAUCUCAUAUGCGCUUCUUUUGCUUUAAAAAAUUGGGGAAGAGUAUUGCUGCAGGCAUUGCUCCAAAAGGGGCAGGAGCUCCAAAUAGCCAUUAAAGAAAUAGGGAGCCCCUUACCUAACCCUUUCCCUAACCUUAACCUUAACUGUGAGUGAAAGUGAUGUGCCCUUUUUACAUUUACAUUUAUGCAUUUGGCAGACGCUUUUAUCCAAAGCGACUUACAGUGCAAUUAUUACAGGGACAAUCCCCCCGGAACAACCUGGAGUUAAGUGCCUUGCUCAAGGACACAAUGGGGUUGGCUGUGGGGCUAGAACCAAUGUCCUUCUGAUUACCAGAUUACCAGUUAUGUGCUUAGACCACUACCACCACCACCACACGUUGUUUUUGAGUUGUUGCAGCCCCCUUUUGGAGAUUCCACACUCAUUUGGAGGUCUCUGGCCUGCAGCUUGAAAAAGUUUGCUUUUGGGCAUGUUUUGCCAGUCAUGUCAUGUGACCAAGCCUGAUGCGACAUCAACAUGACCACAAAUUACAUUGCUACGGUAAGAAUAAUAGUGAAUACCAGCAUAGAAUCUCACUCUGUUCCUCACACAAAGCUAUGGUAUGGUUUCAGAAGACUUAUAGCAGACAAGUUGUAUAGACUACUUUUAUGAGACUUUAAUGGUGCUCUUUUGGAGGUUGGCAGUAUAAAUCACCAUCCACUUUCAAUGCAUGGCAAACAUAGUCUCAGACAUUCUGCUUCUUCCUUCUAUGUUUCAAGGAAAUCAAAAUAAUACUUGGUUAGAAUGAAAUGAGGGUGAGUUAACUAUGAAAAAAUUAAAAUUUUUGGUGAACUGUCCCUUUAAG